Molecule: messenger RNA, 1235 nt
Organism: Lytechinus pictus (painted urchin)
Lineage: Eukaryota; Metazoa; Echinodermata; Echinoidea; Temnopleuroida; Toxopneustidae
Exons: 5
Coding region: 501-884 (127 amino acids)
Source: RefSeq, a predicted model, not a curated record
GGAGAGUCCUUGUAACCCUCUAACAACCUCUUUAUAUCGUCCUCCAGUUCUCACUAUAAUCUGCACCAUCAUUACCACCGCCCCCACCACCACCCUAACAAUCCCGACCCGCUGGGGAGCGUGUCAUGAAAGAACAUCAGACGGUGUAUCCGACAAGUACUGUUUUAUCGGACAGUUACUAUGGUAACAGUGCCUCUCAGCCAUUCAUAAUCAAGGACUUGUCGGACGAAAUUGUUGGAGAAACGCCCCUCAUAUUCGUCUAUAAGUCUGUCGGAGUAUCCUCGUCAUCUUGACAUGAAUAAUCGCCAUUGUCAACCACAUUAUCGUCACCGCAUCGUCAGCCCCAAAUGCCAAACUGACUCGCCUAUAGGCAGGAUAGGAUUUGUCGAAGCAUGUACCGUACAUGAUAAUUCCAGCACGAGAGAUGGGAAGAUCCAGGAAAAAGUGUAGACUUUUCAUGCUUGAGUCAACUUGUACAGAAAUACCAGCCAUCCAUCAAAAUGAGUUGGUCCAAAGAUGAUGAGACCGUUGAUCAUACCGGCCCUCGGAUACGAGUGGAUGCAGGGGGGAAUCUUCACAUCGCUGAGCUUCAAGAAAGUGAUGCUGGGACCUACACAUGUCAAACAACAUACUGGGAAACUACAGUCACCACGACUCAAUUUAACUUACAUGUAGGAGGAACAAGCCCCGGAGGAUCAGGUGGUAUAUUUGGUGUACCAGUACCAUGGGUUAUCUCAGUUGGUGCUGCUUUUCUUCUUCUCAUCGUCUUUGGUGGAUUUACCAUAGCAACCAAACUACGGUCUGGUGAUAAAUCCUCAGAGUACAGUAAGAUUCCUGAUGAAGAGCAAGCCAUUGAUGAUGAGGGGGAAGAAGAAGAAGACUGAGAAGUAAAACCAUCUGGUUCUUUACCCAUCUUCAGUGUUAUCCACUAACAUCAAAAUAUCAAGAAUCCCGUUUCAUAAAGACUUGACAACGAUUUUAACUUUGCCACUGCUGUAACUUCCAUGGCAACCUUGAUUGUGAUUGGCUGCCGAGUUCUGUUAUCAUGGAAGUUGCCAUAAUUUGGCAAAGUUAUAAUAGUUUUGACUCUUUAGGAAACGGGCCCUUGGACUUUGAUAUCUAAAUGAACAAUUUAAACUUCUGAUUUUCAAACCAUGCUUCAAAUAAUCGUUUACCAAGAUUUAUUGUAAUCAUGUCUUGUAUCAAAUGAUGUGUAAAUAUAUAUCUACUGAUAU